Messenger RNA from Camellia sinensis, 1093 nucleotides. Its product is annotated as RNA-binding (RRM/RBD/RNP motifs) family protein. Gene Ontology annotation, cellular component: nucleoplasm. The record is from RefSeq and is a predicted model, not a curated record. NCBI's taxonomy places the organism in Eukaryota, Viridiplantae, Streptophyta, Magnoliopsida, Ericales, Theaceae. Gene Ontology annotation, molecular function: RNA binding.
UGAGGCCCAUGCUGGCAUUUGCUAACUUGCGCGCCUUCGUCUUCUCAUAACAAAUGUGUUUCAUGUCACAGAGAGAGAGAGUUCAGCAAUCGGACAUGUCUCGAUACAGAGACGACUCACCUGCAGUUCGAGUGUAUACAGUUUGCGACGAAUCAAAAUAUUUGAUCGUGAGGAACGUUCCGGCAUUGGGAUGCGGUGAUGAAUUGUCUAAAUUGUUUGGAUCUUAUGGAGAGAUUGAAGAAUGCAAACCAAAGGAUGAUGAAGACUGCGAACCAUUCACCGAUGUUUACUGGAUCAAAUUUUAUGUAGUCAACAAUGCAAGGUUUGCAAAAAGGAAAUUGGAUGAGUUUGUUUUCCUUGGGAAUCGACUUCAGGUCUCAUAUGCACCUCAUUACGAGAGCCUGUCAGACACCAAGGAUAAAUUAGAAGGCCGUAGAAAGGAAGUUCUAGCACGCUUGAAUCCUGGAAGAUCCAAACCAUCCGUGGUUGCAUCUCCACCAGAAACACGCAGCACUUCCCAAUUGAUAAACUCUAGCCAAAGGGAUACUGGAGAGUCGCAACAUAUUUCUCACAGUAAAGAUUCUUCAAUGACAAGGGUUACUUCUGACAAGUUUUUCUGGGCCAACAAAUGCUUUUUUGCUAUUUCCGAAUGUCAGGAUUAUUUUCCAUCUCAAUCAAUGAAUCAAACGGUUCAGUUGGUCAGAGAGAAGCUUAAUAAGAUUCAAUCAAAUGUCGAGCAUUUUGAAGCUGCGCCUUCCAAGAAAACACGAGUGGACAACAGACGAAGAAUCUAAUGAACUUUGACAUUGGAAAACAACUAUAAUUAACAAGCUGGUCUUUUGCUUUCUUAUUACUUGGCUUCCGUUUACCUUAAUGUCUGCCAGCCGCCUUGGUUCAGAAGAUUUGCAUAUGGACAAUGUGUGUCAUUUUUACCUGCAGAUUAGCCCAUUAAUCUUUUGAUGAUGUAAUUUUGAUUUCUAGUUUUGUUUUAAGUUCUCAUUGUUUCAUUGCAUAUUCUACAUUGUAUAGUUGUGUAUCAUAUAGACAAGUAUUCUUAUUUUAUAUUGCAUAUUAUGGUUUAUAAUUACAAGAA